Messenger RNA from Aspergillus ibericus CBS 121593, 1347 nucleotides. Its product is annotated as aromatic-amino-acid aminotransferase. The transcript has 5 exons. Gene Ontology annotation, molecular function: L-aspartate:2-oxoglutarate transaminase activity; pyridoxal phosphate binding. The coding region runs from base 91 to 1347 and encodes 418 amino acids. The record is from RefSeq and is a predicted model, not a curated record. Gene Ontology annotation, cellular component: cytosol. Lineage: Eukaryota; Fungi; Ascomycota; Eurotiomycetes; Eurotiales; Aspergillaceae. Gene Ontology annotation, biological process: L-aspartate biosynthetic process.
GGAUUACUGUCACACAAUGCUACCUCACUAUCAAUCAACACAAUCCCUCCCACCUAUUCAUCUCGAAAAAGUAAACCUCAUCUGCACAAAAUGACAACUCACACCACGACCGUCACACAAACCGAAGCACCCCCCUCCUUCUUCGACUCGGCCACAUACAUCCCUCCGGAUGCUAUCUUCGCCCUCACCGCAGAAUACAACACCGACACAUCGCCUAACAAAGUAAAUCUCGGUCAGGGAACCUACCGCGACGAAAACGGCCAACCAUGGGUCCUCCCAUCCGUCCAAAAGAGUCGCGAGAUACUUCUCACCCAGGGUCUUAAUCACGAGUAUCUCCCCAUCUUAGGACUCCAAUCCUUCCGUGACAAUGCCACUCUCAUGGCCUUAGGACCAGACCUUUAUGAAAAGGUGCAAUCCAGACUAUCAACCUGCCAAGCCCUCUCCGGCACCGGCUCCCUGCACACAGCCGGCCUCCUCCUCCGCAGCUGCCACUCCCCACCCCCAAAAAUCUACAUCCCCAGUCCCACCUGGUCCAACCACCACCAAGUCUUCUCCUCUCUCGGCUUCCCCUGCGAAUCAUUCACCUACUACGAUUCCUCCCACAAAGACCUCAACAUCGAAAGCUACAUCUCCGCUCUGAAAACCGCCACCCCCGGCUCCGUAGUCAUCCUGCACGCCUGCGCACAUAACCCGACCGGCUGCGAUCCAACUAAACAGCAAUGGAUACAGCUCGGCCAGAUCAUCAAAGAAAGGGGUUUAUUCCCGCUAUUCGAUGCAGCGUAUCUAGGUUUCAAUUCGGGAAAUGUGGACGAUGAUGCCUUUGCGAUUCGGUAUUUUGUCGGCGAGUUGGGGUUGGAGGUUGCGGUUUGUUUGUCGUUUGCGAAGAAUAUGGGACUUUAUGGUGAGCGAACGGGAUGUCUUUUCCUCGUUACCCGCAGCAAAGAAACAGCGGUGAAUGCUCAAUCAACUCUUGAAAUGCUUCAACGUUCGGAAGUCUCGAAUCCGCCGGCUUAUGGGGCGAAGAUUGCGGCUACGAUACUUUCCAGUCGGGAGUUGAAGGAUCUUUGGUAUAAGGAUCUGGAGACGAUGAGUGGGAGGAUAAGGGCGAUGCGGGUGGCGUUGUAUAAUUCUUUGAAUGAUUAUGGCGCCCCCGGAAACUGGGACCAUCUUGUCCGGCAAUCUGGGAUGUUUGGGUUCUUGGGCCUUGAACCGGAUGUGGUUUUGAAACUCAAGGAGGAAUAUCAUAUUUACAUGGCAGGAAACUCCCGCGUAUCUAUUGCAGGCCUCAAUGAGACAAAUGUAGAGUAUGUGGCUCGGUCGAUUGCGGAGUGUUUGAAGGGUUAUUAG